GUUUCAGUGAUCAAUCACCUGCUCUUGGUGUAAAUCAAUAUCUGGUGUGUUAAUUUGCAUUCGAUAUUUCUUUGGUGGCCAGACUCAACUCGAGAUAUCAGGAUGGCUGCACGGCCCAGUAUGAUGUGCUAUGAUUGUGGCACAUGACUGCAGUAUAAAUCACCCUUGCAAAAGAUACUUUCAAAAGAACCUCAUCACGAUAGUGUAGGACUUUUUUGCACUCUGGUCGGGCAAUAUUCAAUUCGUUUAAACUAAGCAGAUAGGAAGGUGUUGCUGCCUAAACACCAGAAGAAGCUAUGCCGCCUUGGGAUCAGAUAUCAACAAGUAUACAUUCCUCGAUACAAUGGCCCCAAGACAGAAGAAGUGCAUUCAUCCGUCGCUGACGGUGGACGUAUCCCCCCAUGGUGCCGAGGCAGGAUACAAGCGGCCAGACUGGAAGCGCAGGGCCGCAGCUACAACUUCUUCCGGCCGCUUUCCAUGGGACGGCCCCAAAGAAGAGCCUGCUUCUCACCUCUUCACAUUCCCAGCGCCACUCGUCCUCCCUGACGAUGACCUCGCGCAGGACCCCGGCCAACCCCCGCAGAGCCUGCGGUCGUGGCACAACAUGCCCGAGAGGAAUCAUGCCACCUGCAACAGAAAGACAGUGUACGUGGCGAGGCCGCCAGCUAUUCCAGAGUCAUUGUCGGUCAUGAGCAAGUGGAUCGAACCAGCAGCAGCAGCAGCAGCAGCAGCAGCAGCAGUGCAGCCACCCAAAGCGGAUGAUAUCCUGGCGUAUCUCGGCGCUUUCUACCACGGCUUCGAAGUGAGGGAGUACAAUCCUACACUCCGGUUCGAGCCCUGGGAAGACAAUGCGAGCAAGGGCAACCCAACAUCCUUUGUGGCUCUGAAAGAAGGACCGGCCGAUAGCCUCACGCGCAUCCGAGCGAGACCCAGCCUGGACGGUGUCUUUUCCCACCAGCUCAACCUCAAUGACAUGCUGGACUGUGCCAUCAGGAUCCUCCCUCGAGAUGCGUACGCCCUCCUCCUCCUCGUGGACCACGACCUUUAUGAGGACGAGGACGACGAUUUCUGCUGCGGCAGGGCCUACGGCGGCAGCCGUGUGGCUGUAGUCUCCUCGGCACGCUAUAGCCCCCUCUGCCACGCCCACGAGGGUGUGGACACAUCACACAUCUGGCCCGCGUCGCACUGCGCGGCGUACGUGGCAUCCCAGUGCCUGUGGCUCUUCUGCCUGGCGCGUACGGCCUCCCACGAGCUGGGUCACUGCUUCGGCAUGGCCCACUGCAUGUACUAUGCGUGCGUCAUGCAGAGCACGGCGGGGGUGGCUGAGGACUGCAGGCAGCCGCCGUACCUGUGUCCUGUCUGCGCGGAGAAACUCUCCGUGGCCGCCGGGGAGGCCCACGGACCUCUUGUGAUGGGCAUGGUGUGGUACGAGUAUCACAGACUCUAG
Messenger RNA from Cryphonectria parasitica EP155, 1447 nucleotides. RefSeq lists its product as uncharacterized. Lineage: Eukaryota; Fungi; Ascomycota; Sordariomycetes; Diaporthales; Cryphonectriaceae. Gene Ontology annotation, biological process: proteolysis. The record is from RefSeq and is a predicted model, not a curated record. Gene Ontology annotation, molecular function: metallopeptidase activity. The transcript has 5 exons. Bases 344 to 1447 code for a protein of 367 amino acids.